AUGCGCGCCUGUCCCGCCGCCGACAGCCAAUCGGCGCGGCCGCCGCCGCCCGGCCCCGGCCAAUCGCGCGCCGUCUGCCCGCGCCUCACGCCCAACAACAGAGACAAAGGGGCCGGGCCCCGCCCCCGCCCGGAGUGGAGAAUCCAGAGCUCCCUGGAACCCGCCUGUGUCCGUGCUGAGAGGGUGGUUCCCCGCCUUCCAGCCCUGUGUGUCCGUGGGCCGACCUCUGUGCUACGGCGAGCCCACGAGGCCGAGGCGGGGCAGGAGCCCACCCUCACCAUCGCUGUCACCAAGGACACGCGGGUGCGGGCGCAGCCGGGGGGGCGCGGGCAGCCCCCCGUGGUGGCCGUCACCAACCGGCUGGGGGGGGAGGAGGUGACCCACGCCCUGGUGGCCGAGAGCGCGGCCGAGGCCCAGCGCUGGCUCGAGGCCUUCGAGCAGCACCUCUGCGACCUGGGCCAGUGGAAGCAGUGCUGUGAGGAGCUGAUGCGGAUCGAGGAGCCCCCCCCGCGCCGCCCCCCGGCCCCGCUGCCCCCCCAGGGCUCCCUCUACCACCAGACGGCUAUUGACCCCUCGGACGACAUCGCGGCCGUGACCGACAUCCUGGCGCGGCACCGGGGGGGUCCCCGCCCGCCGGGCCCCCCCCCGUGGCUGUCGCUGUUCGAGGGGCCCCCCCCGCGCAGCCCCAGCCCCCCCCGGCGGGGCCGCCCCCGCACCCUGUCCCUGGACGCCCGGCUCAGCACCCUCAAGGGCCGGGGGGGCCCCCCCAGGCCCCCCCACUCCAGCUCCUCCAGCAGCGGCAGCAGCAGCCCGGGACCCCCCCAGUGUGACCCCCCCAGGCCCCUCCAGUCCCGGGUCUGACCCCCAGCACCGGGGGGGCAGGGGAUGGACCCCCCCCAUCCCCUGCAGGGGCCGAUGCCACAGGGGGUCUGGGGGGGUCUGGGGGGGUCUGGGAGCUCCCGGCUCCUUUUCUGGGGAGAAACUGGAAUUUCUGCCCCCUCUGUGCUGGGGGAACAGAGCUAAACUCCAAAAAGUGGGGGGAAGGGGUGUUACCCCCCCCCCAGGGUGGGUGCUGGGGACCCCCCCACCGCGGGGUGGGUGCAGGGGUCCCCCCAGGGUGGGUGCUCAGGGUCUAACCCGGGGGGGGCACAAGGACCUCCCCCCCAGCUCUACUUUCCCUCACCUCUAACCUGGGGGGGGCAGCCCCCCCCGGCAGGACACUCCCUUAUUAAUAAUGUGCAUUAAUAAUUUGCAUUAAAAUUUAUUUAACA
Molecule: messenger RNA, 1271 nt
Organism: Chiroxiphia lanceolata (lance-tailed manakin)
Lineage: Eukaryota; Metazoa; Chordata; Aves; Passeriformes; Pipridae
Gene: RTKN
Product: rhotekin
Biological process (GO): actomyosin contractile ring assembly; mitotic cytokinesis; septin ring organization
Cellular component (GO): actomyosin contractile ring
Source: RefSeq, a predicted model, not a curated record